This is a messenger RNA of Gossypium raimondii (Peruvian cotton), 572 nucleotides long. RefSeq lists its product as uncharacterized. The coding region runs from base 45 to 557 and encodes 170 amino acids. The record is from RefSeq and is a predicted model, not a curated record. Lineage: Eukaryota; Viridiplantae; Streptophyta; Magnoliopsida; Malvales; Malvaceae. The transcript is spliced from 2 exons.
AGCAGACUCGGUAUGUAGCUGAAAUUUGUAUAAACCUACUACAAAUGGCUACUAUUACCACUGAGUGCACUAUUACAAAUGAUGCUGGCCACAAUCUAGUAUUGAGUUCGUCGAACUACGAAACUGCUGCGGAAACGAUCAAGAAAGCAGAAACAACAACUUUUACGCUGACUAUGCCAGCCAUCUAUCUGAACGCAGCUCCUGUGUAUGAAGUUGGUUCUAGCCUCAGGUGGAUCAUUUUUUGGACCACUGAUAAUCAGGUCUCUACUAAGAUGUUCAAAAUUAAUGACCCCCCCGAUUGGAAAAAAGUUGCAAACAAUCUUAUAUCCCACCACAAGAGCGAAGAUCGGCUUAUUUCUGGCGAUUUUCAAUACACCGCAUGGGCAAGUAUUGAAUCACAACCAAAUUCUAACGGUCAAGUAUUAACCGCCAAUAUCUACGCCACUGCCCACAAGCCACGGCCGACGUUGCCGAUGGUGAUCCGCAUGGGCACUAUAUUUAUCUUCUUUUAUAUUCUUAUUAUCCUUCAAUCAAAAUACGAUGAAAUAUAUAAAUGAAAGUAAGAUUUGUAA